GCUCUCUCGCUCCCUCGCCGCCGUUUCCUCAGUGAAAAUGCCGCCGCGAUAGAGAGCCGCGCGUGCCGUGUGCUCUCCUCGAGCUCUCGUCGCGUUCCCGUGAUAAGGACGGGCUCUCUUAUCAGAGACUCUUUCGCGAAACGACACCUAUCCGUUUCGCCCGCUUUCGCCUCUCUUUCUCCAGCUACCAGUGUCUCUUCUCUCUCCGCCGCGUUUUCUUCUUCCGUCUGUCGGUCUCGCGCUCCCCUUCCCGCUCUUCUCUAUCUCCGUUAUCACCGUCCUCUUGUCCGCUUCACCCCCUCAUCCAUCUUUACCCGCGCGGUGCGCACCGCGAGCGCACGGUUUGACAGUCCGCGAGUGUCGCGGACCGAAUCGCGGCCGCGGAUUCUGGACGCCGCUUCCGGAGAACCGGCGCUGUCGGACGCGCAGGUGUAGACAGAAAGAAGCGCGUGCAUCAUUGGAGUAAACAGUAAAAUUCCCGAAGCGAGAGAGGUCGCCGGGCAAGAGGAUGGAUCGGCUUCGACGGAGCUUCCGGGAUAGCUUCCGUCGGCGGAAAGACCCUCACGUGCCCGAGUCUAGUAAACCUCAUCAGUGGCAGGCUGAUGAGAGCGCAGUACGUUCGGCUACGUGCGCAUUUCAUGUCAAGUACCUGGGAUGUGUGGAGGUGUUCGAAUCGAGGGGUAUGGGAGUCUGCGAGGAAGCUCUUAAAGUUCUCCGAAACUCACGACGAAGGCCUGUACGGGCGGUGCUUCACGUGUCUGGCGAUGGGCUGCGCGUUGUCGAGGACGAGACGAAGGGGCUAAUUGUCGAUCAAACGAUCGAGAAAGUAUCGUUCUGUGCGCCCGACAGAAAUCACGAUAAGGGAUUUAGUUAUAUCUGCAGGGACGGCACGACGAGACGAUGGAUGUGUCAUGGAUUUUUAGCGUUGAAAGAAUCGGGGGAAAGAUUAAGUCACGCAGUGGGUUGCGCCUUCGCCGCGUGUCUCGAGAGGAAGCAACGACGGGAUAAGGAGUGCGGAGUUACGAUGACUUUCGACUCGAAGACUUCUACCUUCACGAGAAGCGGCAGCUUCAGGCAACCGAGCCUCACCGAGCGGUUGCAGGAAUCGCGCGAUCGUGCAGUCGACGUUCCUCCGGUCAAGCAGGUGUACAAUCCCUUCGCGAUCGAGAGGCCACACGCCACCCCGUCAAUGUUGGAGCGACAGGGUUCCUUUAGGUGUUUCACGCAGCUAAACCAGGCGUCUCCGUUCAAAAGGCAACUCAGCCUACGAGUCAACGAUCUUCCUAGUAAUCUUGAACGCACACGUAGUCACAGUCUGGAACCGACGGAUUUAUCGCGGAUGCCCCCAGCUCUCUCGCACAUUGUAUCUCUCAAGCCACCGGAGUUCGAAGGAUAUGACGAAGUGAGCCCGAUACCGGAAAUAUCUCCCGGCGGUCAGGAUAGCGUAUCCGCGAUGUGUCAGCAGCUUUCUCGGGGGCUUUCUCUGCUAUCGAGAACCGACGACUUCGGACCAAUGCCGUCUCAGGCUACCACCGCAAGUUCGGUCGCCAAGCAACUCUUCAACGCCAGUACCGCCAGCUCUCCUCCAGUAACGAGUAGUAGCUCGUUGGACGAGAUGAAGCUGCAGAAUGGUCCCACCGUUAAUAACAAUAACAACAACGACAAGAACGACGAUCUCAGUAACCUGAAUCACGUCGGGCCCAGCUGGCAGGACUCGUCCCCCGUUCUUGCGUCGAACCACAGGCUCACGCCUAUCCUUAAGGCGAGCAACCUGAGUCCCGUUCUUCCAAGGACGAACGCGCCCACUCCAGUCGUUAUGAGCACACCGGCACCUGCCUCCAGUGUAGGUGCUUUCGGCACACCACCGUCGGCGAGUCCGGCUUUCAGUACGACUUCUACGGUUUCCUCUUUAGGAAACACGUCUACACCGAGCGUGAACAGAUCGCCGAUCCCGAUCAAUUCGGCGAUGACGCCGAAAACGAGUUCGCCCAGUGCCAAUAUGGCGUCUGUUUCCCCGGCGCUGUCCGUCUCGACUGAAGUCGCUCAAGUCUCGUCGGCAACCGGUAUUCCAACAGCUCUGGUACAACCGCUUUCCACGCCAGCUGGUUUGCCGAAACCAGAACAAUGGUUGGGCAGUAUAACCGGCUCCGUGCCGUCGCCGGUACCCCAUGUACCAGUUAGUCCUCGACGAGCGCCUCUUCUACACGCGAGGGCGCACUCGCUCGGAUCGGCUGCGAUGAGCCAGACUUCCAGAGGAGGACCCUCCGAUCCUUUCGACGUCGAAUGGGCGGAGAUCGCCGCGAGAAACCUGCGGCAAUCCAGCACGACGAAUCCCUUCAUCAUGCCGAACGCGACCCAGGCGUUCCAAGUGCAGUUGUAGCGUCAGGAGUUCAUCAAUAACGUCGUCAAGUAUUUCCGUUCAAACACAUAGUGACGGCUACACGUCCGCUCGCGCUUUGACCUCGCACACGAUCGAAAGUAUUACACGUGAGCCGCGUGUCCUCGACCCAGUCGCGAGCACUAUCGUUUCGAUCGUGCACGACGACGUCGCUGCCGCCGCGAUCACGCUUCCGGUUGAGUAGCCUGAUCCCGACCACGAGCGAGAACUCGACGAAGAAAGCAGGGCCGAAGGAGCGCGACAAACGAAUCUUCUCGUCGAAUCGGCGUUCUAGUAGCAACGACGAUAGCAGCGAACCACAGCAUAGAACGAGUAUUCGUGAGAAUACUUUAUAUAGAUAAAUACGUAUACGCGCACACGCAGCCUUAAAUGACCUCAGUUAGAACAAAAUAGACAAGAAAGAACAACAAGGGGAGAAGGAAGAAGAAGAAACGAGAGACACACGUAAACGCGCGUAGGCGAACGUGGCGGGGAGGGACAUAAAGUUUCACGCACCACACACUAUAAUAAUAAUAACAGGCUACUCCACGUCUGUCGAGGAACAAGAAGCAAUAGAAUAUCGCGGUAUACGCGUAUCGAUAGUUAUACUUAAAUGUCUGUGACGCGAUACCGUAAUUGGAUAUCCUAGUAAUCUUGAUUGAGUAGAGUUAGGCUCAAGCCGAGCGGUUAUCGUCGUUUUGCAUGAGAAACGAAAUUGUACGCACCCCAAGAUUACGCACUGCACCCUUACCCUUCUUUUUCCAGACAAAAAAGGAAGAGAAACAAAGAGAAAAAUUAUAGAUUAACAAAUAAAGUAUGUAGCGUAGUUGCUUCGUGGUCGUGUACACUACGACGUGGGUCACGAAGUGCGGACAGUCGUACCUUCUCUUCACGGGGGGAGGGGGGAGGGGACUUGCAUUUUCCGGCGGGCUUACCCGACUCAGGCGAGCACAUACAAGCGGACGCUCGGUUUCGUCGAAACCGUGACGCGAUUAAACGCAAGGGGGUUAACAUCCGCAAGAAACUGUGAUAUAUAUUGACGUGAAGUGGCCAGUACUUAAACGCGCGAACUUAACGGGGUCGAAACGCGGAAUAUCGGGAGUAUCGAGAGACUUGCUCAAAGGUUGUCGCGCCACGUGAUAGCGGAGAACGAGCGACCGCGAGCUCGGGGUACCACAGACUAUCGUCCCGUAGCCGGCAGACAGAGAAAAAGGAAGGGACAUAGAGAGAAAGAAAGAAAGAAAGAGAGAGAAAAACACCCAUAGAUUAUUUAAAUAAAGAUUAGCUGUUUUGAAGAAUAGCGGGGGCGGAGUACGUCCCUUACACUAUCGUUGUCUAUUAUACACAUGAUCGAGCUGCAUUUAUCGCAAGUGGACCGAGGACCGCGGGAGGAAGGUACGGCGACAGUGACGCGUAACCUCACACGACGAGGACGACACUCGCGGAGCGAUUUCCGAGGAGGGUCGGGACGCGGUGCUUCCGCUUUUGCAACCGCGAAAGUUGCAUUCGCCGAGCCGAGUCGAUCCACGCAUGCAUACGCGCGCGAGUCCGUAUCACCUGACGAUGCGAUCGCGCCGAUUACGAGGUCGACGAUGUACGUCGUAGCGAGACGAGCAGGGAGGGGUCUCCUCAGUUCCACGUAGUAAUUGAUAGUGUCCGGCGAGAUAUCAGUAUUGCAGCCUUGCAGCUUUCUGUCUUUCAGGCUAGCGGCCGCACUUUCGGUUUUUCGAAACGGAUCGAGGGUAAAACGUCGAGAAAGGCCAAGAGCGGUAUAUCACGAGGCAAGUGACCGAGACGUGUGUGUAUGCAUUGUACAUAGAAUAGUUAUUUAAAUCGUAACGAGAGACAUAAAAACAAAAGUAAGAGGACUAUGAUGAAAAACGUGAGAGAACGUUUGGAAGUCGUAUAUUAAGCCGGUGACUCAGCGACAACGCGAAGGGGUUCCUUCCCGGACGCAGUUCUAUGAUUAUUUCCGUCAAACUGCCGGUGCUUAUUCGGACUUCUUCCAUUUCGAUUACGUUUGUACGCAUAUGACACGUGUGUAUUACGCGAAUGAACGUUCAUGUGAUGUUUCCUGUGCGAGAUUCGCGAGACUCGUUAAUCGAAUCCUGCGACUCUGCUCUUCAACAAUAUCCUAUACGUCGUUCAUUUUGUCGCGUUAAACGGAGAACGUAUGUGCGCUGGUAUUCUUCGUUAUGGGACGAGUCGUUCGCAUGUAUUAUUGUUUCGGACGAGCUUAAUCGCGGAUAAACGGUUGUUAACGGAGGGAAGCGCCGAGGCGUUGUUGCUGGUCGUACGGCGAAAAUGGACUUGGUUUUUCCAGUCACCUUCCGUCCGUCCCGAAAAUCAAAAGGUAACAAAAAAGAAAGAGAGAGAGAGAGAGAGAGAAGGAGGAGGAGAAAGAGAGAUAAACAAAGUUUCCAAACGAGAGGGCCAAGUAACACCGCAAAGCAGCACAUGGAGCAAUCGCUAGGUACUUAUCGUGGUACUUAUGAAAACGGUUAAUCGAUGUACUUAAAAAAGAAAAAAAGAAAAAACUAUUAACACACGUAGGUCGUUGUUAGCGAAAUUGUCGCUGUUCGACGCACGUCGUCGAUGUCUUCUACUCUAUCCGUCUCAUUUCAUUUCUUCUCGUUUUCAUUCUUGCGGACUGACAUUUCUUCCGUUUCUUCGGAGAAACGCGGGAAGGGAGAACGUGUACAUAAUGUAGCGACUCGUUAUAACAUUAUUAUUGUUUAGAUACAUAUUGUUUCCUUUUAUUUCUUUUACACUUUACUCUCGGUCAAUGUACGCUAACUAUAUACAUUGUUCAUUUGACUAGGAUCGAGGAGAAGCGAUAACGACGUCUCGGCUGAUCCCUGCUUGUAGAUGUACGGUGUGCGUAACUUAUCCGGUGUCUUUUGUAAUUUUUGAUCGGGUUUUAGUUGAAUUAGCUGUCGCCUUUCCCCUCUUUCCGAAAAAAAGCGCGGAAAUCAGCCGAGACGUGUUCCGGUGUCUCGUACCGACUGAAACAGGCAAGUGCAUUUAUGGAGGAAACGAAUAACACAGUGGCACACAGACACACGCUCAACACGCGACAGGUGUACGUGUACACAUAUAUACGCAACCAGAGAUAGAUAAAUAGGUAGAAAAAGAGAGCAAGGGAGGGAGAGAGAAGAGAGAUGCCGGGACAAGAAUUAUAAGCGAAUAGGUGCACCGCGUGCCAAAUUCAAAAGUGCAACCGCGUUGCCUGCCAAUUGGACGGUAGUACAUCGCGCACGCUUCCGUGGUUGUGUUGUACAUAGUGUCGCCGGUCGAUUCCUGGAUCAACGUACGACUCAAUGCGUGUAUAUUUCGUAAAGGUAUCCUUGUUCAUUUUACAUUGUAUCUGCCACUGUAAAGAUACGGUUUAUUAUAUAAUAUCUGUUGUGAUUACGAA
This is a messenger RNA of Odontomachus brunneus, 5795 nucleotides long. It is a transcript of the gene numb, whose product is annotated as protein numb. The record is from RefSeq and is a predicted model, not a curated record. Bases 509 to 2380 code for a protein of 623 amino acids. The transcript is spliced from 11 exons. Lineage: Eukaryota; Metazoa; Arthropoda; Insecta; Hymenoptera; Formicidae.